This is a messenger RNA of Strongylocentrotus purpuratus (purple sea urchin), 3473 nucleotides long. RefSeq lists its product as uncharacterized. NCBI's taxonomy places the organism in Eukaryota, Metazoa, Echinodermata, Echinoidea, Camarodonta, Strongylocentrotidae. Gene Ontology annotation, biological process: signal transduction. The transcript has 13 exons. The record is from RefSeq and is a predicted model, not a curated record. Gene Ontology annotation, cellular component: cytoplasm. The coding region runs from base 284 to 1261 and encodes 325 amino acids.
CUCUCUCUCUAUUUCCCCGCUCUCUUUCUCUCGAUUCAUGAUAUCUGUCCAUAUUGCAAGGCUCUUCCCACAAUUAGCUGCAGCGAAUAACCCACAGUCGUGGAUAUAACCGCGGGUCGUGGCGGACGUAUUUUGACGACAGCGCAGUGUAUUAAGAGUAAUCUGUUUCUGGAGCAUACGACAGUGGAGAGUCCAACAUCUACCUCUUUUGUGUCUUCAGUUUCUUGUUCAAUUUUUGUGAUUUAUUUACUCUGGAAACAAGUGGCAAUAUUUAAACUCCAACAUGAGUAGAUUACCACUGGAAAAACGGGUCAGGAGCGAGCACUUUGGAGAUUUUUACUGUUAUGUACAGGGUGAUCCAGUACAUCAAAAGCAUGUUGUUGUCACAUUCCACGACAUUGGACUAAAUCAUACAUCAUGGGUAAAGUUCAUCAGCACAAAGGCAAUGGCCCCGAUGGUGGGUAAAGUGUGUUUCAUCCAUAUCAAUGCACCGGGCCAACAGGACAACGCUGAAGAUCUCCCCGAUACGUACAGGUAUCCCAAGAUGCAGGAGCUGGCCGAGGAGAUUCCAGGAAUCCUCAAAGAAUUAGGAGUUCCCGAGAACCGUGAGGUGAUUGGACUAGGAGAAGGAGCUGGAUCAAAUGUACUUCUCAGGUUGGCUAUGAAAUUCCCCAAGCGUAUACUAGCCUUAUGUCUGCUGGAGUGCACCACCACUUCAGCCGGCUUCUCAGAGUGGGGGAGCGAGAAGGUGGCAUCAUGGCAGUUGAAGCAUGGCCAUAAGAUGACAGCUAAUGCUGAGAAGUAUAUCCUCUGGCAUCACCUUGGCAGACGAACACACUCGACUGAGUACGUUGACAUCGUGAAGCAGUACCAUGAAAACCUGUACAAAAUGAUGAACGCCCAUAACCUCGGACUCUUCAUCGACGCCUUCUGCAACCGAACAAACAUCAACAAUCACCUUAAAGAUUUCAGCCUGCCUGUCUUCCUCGUGACAGGAAGCAAGUCUCCUCAUGUCCAUGAAGUGGAAAAAAUCUAUGAGAUGCUUCCAUCCAAGAAGAAUUCUCAGAUCCUGAUUGCCAAGGAUGUAGGAGGCGAUAUCAAGGAGGAAAAUUCCAACUCCCUGGCAGAAAGUCUUCAGCUGUUCUUACAAGGUGUAGGCAUCAUUGGCAGCGUCGGUAUUCCAGGUCUGCACCAGAUGUCUGUCAAGCCGCGGUCUGGCAGCAUGACCGACUACGACAAAGCCAACCCCUCCAACAAAUAGACGUAUCUCCGCUAGCUGCUGCUGCUGCUGCUGCCCUCCUCUUCCGAUAUCUCCCUCCCCCCUCCUCUAGAAUGCACCAACCAACCAACCAACCAGCAAACCUUCAAGAAGAACAAUCAAGAUGUAAUGCUCUUGCACCUGUGUUUUUGACGCAUUCUAUUUUUUAUUCAACUUGUAUCUAAAGCACAAAGUUUCAAGCAUCAAACCAAAAGUUUGUGGAAAGCAGAAACAGUGAGAUUGUAACUUGAGAGCGUCUUGCCCUCCUAUUUUUAGAUUUUAAAGAAAUUGUUUGUGUUUUUUGUUUCGUUCUAUUGAGUUUUGUGAAGUGGAUGAAGGAUUAUGAGGGGGCGAUUUGUAUGUUGUAUGGUGGUAUUGGAGUUAUGUUAAUCAAGAUAUGUCUGGGGUUGGCAUUGCGGGUAAGAAGCAGCAGAGGAAAGGAAGGGGUUUUGUUUGAGAACAAUUUUAAUUGUAUUCAUCGAAGUUGAAAUCGGUAGAGUUAUUGCAUGUUUCUGUCCCUUAUGGACCAACUUAGAUAAGAAUUAAAAAGAAAUAUAUAAAAAGAUAUAUAGAUUUAUAUAUCAGUUCACUUUUUGCCCUGUUGAUCGUCACUGUUUAAUCUAGCACUAAUCUUACUUGCCUUUCCACAUUUCUGCCAUUUUAUUGAUGUUUUGACCUAUGCUUUUUUAUUUUUUAUUACGUGACCUUUUAUUUUUCACAAAAAAUGAAACCUUUUUUGAUGUGCAACCAACAACUGUUAUGAAAUACGAUGAAUAUGAUUCACAUUGUUAUUGUAAAUGCAAAGGUUAUCUUGUAGGCCAUUCCUCCUUGUACGUUAUGACCCAUUUUCAACAGGGAAAAAAUUAAUAUGGCCAAUUGUGACCUUGUCCAAGAUUUCAUACUGGCAUAUAGCUUCUGAAGUGAUGUCAGACUCAGCGACAGAAUACUGAAAUUACGUAAAAGCCCAGAUAUUUGAAAUCAUAUUCGAUACAUCCAUAUUCAUGUAUUAUUAUUAUUGAAAUAUUCAAUUAUUAUUUUAUAAAAGGUCUUUUCACAAAUUGUUUUCAACUCUCUUGCAAGUGUAAUAGAAUUGCCCUUAAUCUGAAAUAGCAUAAAAUCAAUAUAUUUUCUCUCUUUUUUUUGUUUUUGUUUUGUUUAUCCUAUAGUUAUAUUCCUUGUUAAUGCUCAUCUAAAAAGAUGUUUGAAGUGACUCAUAUAUGGUGAUAUCUUUGUAAUGGAGUACUGUUACUCUUUUUUUUAGCUUCAAAAGUAAUUUGAAAUUGUUCGUCGUUGAUAGUCUUAAUUCUUUAGUUAAUAUGGAGCGAGUAUGCCCCGUUGCAUGAUACAUGGUAUUUGCUUGUGCCAUCCUAAAUGGCAUGGAAAAGUUCUUAAUAAAAUGGGACUGCAUGAGAUCAGAGCUUGAACAAAUUGCCUUGGAUAGAAAAUAUUUGUCUGGUUCUGUAAUUCUCUUUAUUUUUCUUCAUUUUUCUUCAAAGGGAGCUGUAAAUUUCUUUUCUUUUUUAAAUGAGUAGUUUCAUCAGUUCCCCAAGAUUGAAUUUGACUUAUUUUUCAACUGUGAUGUUUUGUAAAUGUUGGCAAGAUGAAUAAAUGAAGUCUGAUUGGACAGAUAUUGAACAAGAACGCAAGUUUGUUUUGAAUAGAAAUUGUACAACUAAUCAUUCAUUUGCUAUAUUUGCUCCAAUGUGAGCUGGAAAUUAUAUUAAAUGUUAUUUUUGUCACAAAUCAUUCAAAAAAUCAGUUUCUAUCCUCUUGUCAAUUGCAUGUUUAUCUUGUAUACAUUUUUACAUUACACAUGAAUUUGUAGACAAUUUAUCAAAGCUUUUAUGCUUUAUCUACGCUAAAUUGGGAUGUGAAAAUAAGCCAAGUGGUAUGCAACCAAAUGAUGUUUUAGAUAUAUGUGGUAACCAUUUAUACACAUGCAACGUUAGAUUGCACAAGAUUAACGUGUGUAUGCAUCCUUAUGCAAACUGCAGUGAUGAAAUGUCUCAAGUUUAAUUUUGAAUUGUUCUUACAGAAAUGUACCAGUAUACAACACUGGAUGUGAAAUGUCCAGAUAAAAUUUGUUAUGUGUAUGUUAUCAACUAACAAGCAAGAUGUAAAUCGUUAGAUACCUGGUAUGGACAUACUGAUUUGUAUGUUCAUUUUUCUUUCUGUUGAGUUGGGAAUUAUUACAGACUAUUUUCAUCAUUCCAAA